Daphnia pulex (common water flea) is the source of this 827-nucleotide messenger RNA. RefSeq lists its product as uncharacterized. The transcript is spliced from 3 exons. Gene Ontology annotation, molecular function: protein binding. NCBI's taxonomy places the organism in Eukaryota, Metazoa, Arthropoda, Branchiopoda, Diplostraca, Daphniidae. Gene Ontology annotation, biological process: proteolysis. Gene Ontology annotation, cellular component: extracellular region. Bases 88 to 705 code for a protein of 205 amino acids. The record is from RefSeq and is a predicted model, not a curated record.
GAUAUAGACAUCGUUCGACUCUGCCUGCAGCUGACAAGGACUUUCUGAUAACUCAUUAACUUUAAUUACAAGUUCCUUUUGGCCAACAUGCAGAAAUAUUUCAUCGCUGUGAUGGUGCUGGUGGCCGCUGUGGCUUCAUCCGACUCAAUCGGCAAGGUUGUCGAUUCGACAGCAGGAUCGAAAUCUCCUGUGAAUUACCGGAUCAAUUCGUCCCGAUUCCGCCGUCAAGAUUCGCCUUCCACCACGUCGACCGUUGAUGUUCCCGUCAUCGACGCCGCCGCUAUUCAAUCGACGUCUGUCAAAAGCGUUCAGACGUCUGAAAAUGGAAUCGAAACAUCGGCGGCGACAACGCCACUGACCAGACAGGGAGGACUUCCGAUUCCGCUUCCGUUUUCUCCGCACUGCAUCCACAACAACAACUGCGCCUUCAUCGGCCUGGAGCUCUACAUCAUCAUCAACAUCCUGGACCCGUUCACGUGCGGAAACAUCCUCUGCGCCGGCGACACCCAGUGCACCCAUUUCACUCACGACCCGCACCGCAACGGAGGCACCUGCACCCUGCACAAAGCCCCCGGAUCGACUGGCGGCUGGUCGACUCCGACUCCGCACAACAGUGGCAUCACCUGCGGGCACAUCCCCAAACGAUCCUGCGGUGCCGGAUCGCUCCUGUCGCUCUGCCUCGGCUUGGAUCUGGGCAUCCUCUAAAAGCUGCUGCCGCUCGACCAGAAAAUGUUUCCAAAUUAUUUUGGGUCCCCGUGUAUUCUCGGUUAAUUGGGCUGGAUAUUCAAUCAAUAAUUAAAUGGCAAUAGAUCAUGAUAUAUAAAUAA